Molecule: messenger RNA, 4427 nt
Organism: Pieris napi
Lineage: Eukaryota; Metazoa; Arthropoda; Insecta; Lepidoptera; Pieridae
Gene: Abl
Product: tyrosine-protein kinase Abl
Exons: 16
Coding region: 292-4005 (1237 amino acids)
Biological process (GO): protein phosphorylation
Molecular function (GO): protein binding; ATP binding; protein tyrosine kinase activity
Source: RefSeq, a predicted model, not a curated record
UCGACGUCAAAUUGAUGUCAGUUACACAUAAUGGCGGUGGUAGUGUUAUUUGUAUCAGUGAUUGUAUCCGGUAAUGUUUUUUAGAAUAUGUUUGAAUUCGGACGUCUGAUAUUUGUGUGUUACCUAUGAGACUGUAAUUACCGCGACCAUUUAUAAUAUUUUAACUCAAUAUUCAUAAUGUGUUUUAUAUAUAAGUUGCGCUAUAAUUGCCGUUAGUUAUUGAAUUAAAGUGUCUAGAGCGAGUGUUGCGAACGGGCUUCGGUGUGAGGGUCGUGGCUCCCAACAGCCACGAUGGGGGCCCAGCAGGCAAAAGAACGCGGUUCUGCGAGCGGCGCCUCUAUUCGAUCAACACGGAAUAAGCCCCGUGUGCCAAAGGAUCCCCGUAUACUUGGCUCAAAUAUAUUCACUGAACAUAGUGAAGCGUUGCUGCAAAGUCGUCCGCUUCCCCAUAUACCAGAUUUACCAGAUGGGGAGGCAGCUGCACCACCAUUGCCACAACCAUUGGACUCGGCGAACAGAUGGACUUCCAAAGAAAAUCUAUUGGCGCAUCACGAAGAAGACGAUCCUCAGCUCUUCGUUGCGCUUUACGACUUCCAGGCUGGUGGAGAAAAUCAGCUGAGCCUGAAGAAAGGUAGGUUAUGUGAACAAGUGCGUAUAAUGAGCUACAACAAAAGCGGCGAGUGGUGUGAAGCGCACACGUUGGGCGGCGGUGUGGGAUGGGUGCCUAGUAACUACGUCACACCUGUCAACUCAUUGGAGAAGCACUCAUGGUACCACGGUCCUAUUGCUCGUAAUGCGGCUGAAUAUCUUCUAUCAUCGGGGAUCAACGGAAGCUUCCUUGUCCGUGAGUCUGAAUCGAGUCCCGGUCAAAGAAGCAUUUCCUUAAGAUACGAAGGACGCGUGUACCACUACCGCAUUAAUGAAGACUCCGAUGGAAAAGUGUAUGUGACGUCGGAAUCCAAAUUUGGGACACUAGCAGAACUAGUGCAUCACCAUUCAGUUCUUGGGGAUGGUCUUAUCACCCAACUGCUCUACCCUGCGCCGAAGCGAAACAAACCAACUGUGUUUCCCCUGGCGCCACCUGACGAGUGGGAAAUUGAUCGUACGGAUAUUGUGAUGAAGCACAAGUUAGGCGGUGGCCAGUAUGGAGACGUGUAUGAAGCGGCGUGGAAGAGGUGUAAUAUGACCGUCGCAGUUAAAACCCUAAAGGACGAUACUAUGGCUCUUAAAGACUUUCUCGAAGAGGCCGCCAUUAUGAAAGAGAUGAGACACCCGAAUUUGGUCCAACUUUUGGGAGUCUGCACACGUGAACCACCCUUCUACAUCAUCACAGAAUUCAUGAGUAGGGGAAAUCUCCUUGAUUAUCUUCGUACGGGAAACAGAGACCAUAUAGAUGCUGUGGUACUCAUGUACAUGGCCACGCAGAUCGCUUCGGGUAUGAGUUAUCUCGAAAGCCGAUCUUUCAUUCACAGAGACUUGGCGGCCCGCAACUGUCUCGUUGGUGAGAAUCACCUAGUGAAGGUGGCCGAUUUUGGUUUGGCGCGUCUCAUGCGUGACGAUACAUACACUGCCCACGCUGGUGCCAAAUUCCCUAUUAAAUGGACAGCUCCAGAGGGCCUGGCGUACAACACGUUCAGCACCAAAUCUGAUGUUUGGGCUUUUGGUAUACUUCUAUGGGAGAUUGCGACGUACGGAAUGUCACCGUACCCCGGCGUCGACUUGGCUGAUGUCUACCACAUGCUUGAGAAGGGCUACCGCAUGGAAUGCCCUCCCGGAUGCCCAGCGGCUGUUUACGAGCUGAUGCGUGGAUGCUGGCAGUGGAAUGCAUCCGAUCGCCCAUCAUUCCGCGAAAUCCACCACGCCCUGGAGCAUAUGUUCCAAGAUAAUUCUAUUACUGAGGAAGUGGAAAAACAGCUUCAGGAGGGAUGUACAGGAACGCCUCAUAUGUCGUUGAAGAAGGCUAGUAGCAUCGGGGCGCAGACAUCAGGCGAUCGUGGCGUUCAAAUGCGUCGCCCGACUAACAGGCGCGGCAAGCAGGCACCUCAGCCACCCAAACGUACCAGUUUGUUGUCAUCAUGCAGCUCAUUUCGCGAGUCGCAGUAUGCAACCGAGGAGCAAACUCACGACGAUGGGCUGGCUUCUUUCAAUGGUGGGGGUCGGGUUGGGGCUCGUGAGGCGUCAUCGGAGGGGUCUUUGGCAGAAGCAACUCCAGAUACUGAUGAGUCAGCGGGCGCUGUAGGCAUGAGCUUGGGGGCAUCGGAACAUCGUCACAGGCCGAAGCGUCGCCACCACGGCCAUGGCCCUUCACAUCAACAUCAGACAUCGCAUGACGUCCCUAAGCAGGGUGUACAAGUAGCAGCGCUUGAAGUUCAGAACGUGAAACGCGCAAUAAAUCGCUACGGAACACUUCCGAAAGGCGCUCGCAUCGGAGCCUAUUUGGAGUCGCUUCGUCAAAGUGGCGCCCCCUGCGCUCCGAGCUCGCCUCGCGAACCCCAUCAAGAUGAAGCUAGAUCUCUAUCGCCUAAAACUGCCAGAUCUCAACCCCACAUGAUACGAUCAAAUUCUUCGGGAGGUGUAACUGCCCCUACGCCGGCUUCGCCCAGAGCGGCGCGCGCGGCUCCCCCUCUUAGAUCAUUCACCAACAGUCCUAUCAAACCCCGACCAAGGCUUGCUGAAUUAGAGUUUCCCCCUCCUCCCCCAGACCUUCCCCCUCCGCCCGAAGAUACACCGCAACCACCCCCACCGCCCCCACCACCAGAUUGCUGCAACGCCGGCACCGACACGGCGGACAGACUAGAAACACCCACCGAAAUGGAAGAAAAACCAGCAAAACAAAUCAUGAAGGAAAUGCUCGAACUGAAGCUGGUCGCGGAAAUCAAAGAGCGCGCCGACAAGAAGAAGCAGAAACUCAAGGAAUCACCCCCUCAUGAAAUCCUCGAGAUGCACACAUCGUUCGGUGACCCUGUCACGAGAUUAGUCUCCGAAUUGUCGGAGAGCUUAAACAUGGAAGCCCUCCGAAAGGGUGACAAGAAAGAGUCCAAACCCGAGACAAAAGAAAAGGUCUCCCCAAUUGAUCUCAAAGCGAGUCUCAGGAAGACAUCGUACAACAAUAAUAUUGACAAAAAACCUGGUCUCGACACUAAGACCAACACAGACUUCAAGUCGCAACUUAAAAAGGUUGAGACCAACAGAGUAAACAAUACAAAGGAAUCAGACGAAUCUGGCAGAUCCAUAAUCGAUUUCAAAUCACGUUUGCGGAAAGUCGACAGCACUUCGCCUUCUACUAACGGCCAACUAAAGAAAGUUGAGAAUUCUCCGGAAGAUUCUAGAAAAGAUCUUUCGAGUAAAAGUGAUGAUUCUGAUAAGAAGAGGUCCGAGAGUGGAUCUUUAGAUACGAGUGGUGGUGAUGAAGAUGAUAAACGCCGUAGCACGGGCAGCAUAAGUAGCCUUAAGAAGCUAUGGGAGAAUAAAGAGAGUGAUGAACGCUUGAGUCCUAAAAUGAAGCCAAAAGAUGAGAUAGAAGAUGGAUCUCCUGAUGAUAGGUCAGGGCUAGGCCGAUGUGGAAGUUUGCAAACUCGGCGUGAUGAUAAGCCAGCGGUGGCUAGUAAGCCGUCCAUACGUGGUCGGCCUUUGGGGAAAGGUGGUAUUUAUGCCACCCCUUUGUCUGCAAAUGCAGACAGUGAGGAUAACGACUCUCUUGCUGCGUUAAGAAUGUCUUUGGAAUGCUGCACGAAUGAGGUCCGUCGUGGCUGCGGCGGAAGCGGCGGUCGUGGAUCGUUAUGGCGUCUCCAAACGUCCGAGCGACUUGCACGCCUAAGCAGUGCGUGUAUGUCUGCAGCUUCUGCUAGCAGGUGCGCACCACAAUUGCGCGUGCAGCUAAGAGCUGCCGCUACGCGAUUGGAAUGUGAGGCUAGAGCCCUGGCUUCACCGGCGCCUCAUCAUCAUCACCUGGCUGAUGGAGUGGAACAAGCACUCAGGGAUCUCGCUAAUAUUGUGCAUAGAUAAAUUCGCUUUUUUUCGACUGCCACUUGAUUACAUCACAUCAAGCAACACUUGCUACACUAUUCUUUAUAUUUUGUAUUAUUAACAAAUGCAUUGAGAUUUUUUCUUUAUAUUGUAUUAAUAUUUUAAAAGAUAAUAUUAAGACUUAAAAUGUCGCGCUUAAGCCUUCAAGCUGUAUGGAGUUCUGAAGUAACUUAUUUAAAAUGUGUAAUUAAUGAAACAUUCGUGUGACUUGUUUAGAGGAGACAGAGUACACACAUUUCUGUGUCUAUGGGCAGUUGAUAUGUGCCUACCAUAAAGUUAUAGAUUUGACCUCGAUCAUCGCAAUUAAUUAACUAAGCUACGAAGGCAUACAUACUAGCGUCUAUAAACUACAUAAUACAUACUAUCGUAAUAUAUAUUUAUAUUAGCGUCAAGUUCAUAAA